CAUGGCGUAAAGUGAGUGCGUUGCACAUGUGUCAGUGAUUUCGGUAAGGGGUCAGUUCCUGAAUCGUGAGGUUGGCGCGGACCGUUCGCGGCUCCGGCAGCUCGGCUGUGUCGGACAUAUCGUCAAGCACUUCGGGAACGGCACGUCGGGUGGAUCCCACGAUACUCGCCGGGGAAACACGCCGGGAACGCGCGGCACGGGGACGCACGGGAGAGCGAGAGAGAGAGACUCUCUCUCUCUCUCUCGGGACCAGUCUCCGUUCUGUCAUCGCGGAAUUUCAUUCGACCGGCUGUUCGUUCGUUCGCGCAGCCGUCUCGACGGGUCUACCCCCUUCGACCGGGUCGCAGCAGUCCGCGGUUGAAUCAGUUGAUUAGGAAUAAACUUUCUAUUAAAGCAUACAUCGAUAAUAGUCCAGUAAAAAAUAGAUCAUGGUUUGCAAAGCUGGUGAAAAGACUCAAGUAUGUGUCGUUCAGUUUAAUAUGCCUUACGAGGCUAACCAUAAACUUUGCACUAGCGACAAAUUUUCCUUACAUGUAUCUACACGCGUGAAGGAUCUUUACAACUAUAUCGAAGAACAUUAUCAUAUGCAACCGGACAGUUUUAGGUUGCUUCUACGCACGCCGUCAUGCACACUGAUUGAUUUAUCCGAGUUGAAAGACAAAACGAUGGAGCAGGUUGGAGUAGAUUUUUCGGUUGAUUCGAGUUCACCUGAAACGAAAAAUACUCUGUUUGUCGUUCAUCCAACAGAACCCUUUGUUAUUGAUAUGGCAACGUCCCGAAGAAAGAUGGAUUAUCAUCAUUCGCCACCGUUUAAUGUAACAGGUGCACCGUCCCUUCAUCCACGAUGGACUGAGGAAAAUAUUGUUAGGGAAGAUGUUAGAGAAGAUGUUAGGGAUGGUAGAGAAGAAGUUAAUUUCAGAACUUUUAUUAAAACUGAAACAAGCUAUGUCGGUUUAGUUAAUCAAGCAAUGACUUGUUACUUGAAUAGUCUUCUUCAAGCUCUGUAUAUGACACCAGAAUUUCGUAAUGCACUUUAUAAUUGGGAAUAUAUAGAUAGUUCAGAAAAGGAUGAAGCUCUAAGCAUACCGUAUCAAUUACAGAAGUUAUUUCUCAAUUUACAGACAUCUACAAGGUCUGCAGUGGAGACUACAUCCUUAACGAAAAGUUUUGGAUGGGAUUCUACCGAAGCAUGGCAACAACACGAUAUUCAAGAGCUUUGUAGAGUUAUGUUCGAUGCAUUAGAACAGAAAUUCAAAAAUACAGAACAAGCGGAUCUAAUUAAUAGACUUUACGAAGGAAAGAUGACCGAUUACGUUAAAUGUCUUGAGUGUGGAACAGAAAAAUCAAGAGAAGAUACGUUUCUUGAUAUCCCAUUACCAGUUAGACCAUUUGGAAGCAAUGUUGCAUAUAACAGUGUGGAAGAAGCAAUUAGAGCAUUUGUUCAGUAUGAAACAUUGGAAGGAGCUAAUCAGUAUCAUUGUGAAAAAUGCAAUAAAAAAUGUGAUGCGCAUAAAGGAUUGAAAUUUACGAAAUUUCCAUAUCUAUUAACUUUACAUCUCAAGCGAUUUGAUUUUGAUUAUAAAACCUUCCACAGAAUCAAGCUCAACGAUAAAGUCACGUUUCCAUACGUAUUAAAUUUGAACUCUUUUAUUUCAUCCACAACGAGUCAAGAAUCUCCUGGUGGUGAAGAAGAUAUUGGUUUAGGUAUCAAAUGUGAUGAUAGUUCCACAACAGACAGUGGUACAUUAGAUGAUGAUUGUGCACCGUGUGACAACAGCCUUUCCAAUAGUAACCAUUCAGCCAGUCAUGAUCAAGACGACGAUGAAGGUAUUGAUAUGAGCAAUGGACCAUCAACGUCGAGCUGUAUUACUCAUAAUCAUGAGAAUGAAAAGAAUCGCAGUGCUUAUAUGUUGGGAAAAGGCCCAUACACGUAUGAAUUGUUCUCAAUCAUGAUUCAUAGUGGCAGUGCGAGCGGAGGUCAUUAUUACGCUUAUAUAAAAGAUUUCAGGACGCAAGAAUGGUUAUGUUUUAAUGACCAAAGCGUAACUCAGAUAACUGAUGAUGAUAUUCAUAAAACAUAUGGCGGUGGACCUUCGAGGGCGUAUUAUAGCGGUGCAUAUAGCAGUAGCACGAAUGCGUAUAUGCUUAUGUAUAGGCAAAUCGAUCGUGCUCGUAAUGCUUUACCUAUGCAAACUGAAGAUUUUCCGCAACACAUUCAGGAGCUAUUAAAGAAAAUGAAAGAAAGUGAAGAUAACGAUAGAAAAAAUCGUGAGAAAAUGUCUAUACCUAGAUUGAAAGUAUACUGUCAUCAUCCAGUAGAAGGGAAAUUGAUGAAUGUCAAAUUAUUUGUUAUGCCUGAUAUCACUUGGACCGAAGCAACAGAAAAAGCAUAUAAGAAAUUUGGUCUUGAAAAUGUAGUGAGUUUGGAUCAGUGUCGUUUAGUUAGUUAUGAACAUAAUACUGAUUUAAUAGAAUGUAGUUACGAUGAUCGAGAGCAUGAAUCUGUUGGAAAUAUAUGGCGUUUUUCACGUCGAUUCGAUUUAUUAUUAGAAAUUCGUCGCAAAGAUCAAAAGUUUGAGACGUAUUUACCGGGUGGAGUUGCAACUAAAGUAUUUGUCAUAGACGUAACCCGAGAGGAGGUAAUUGACGGUCCGAUCGAUAUCCGAGGUUUAUUGUCGCAAAGUGUUAAAGAAUAUAAACAAACCGUAGGAAAAAUUAUUAGUAUGGAUCCUAAGCAAAUGAAAGUAAUAUUGCGAAAAUUCCCGGAAAUUAGACCAGUGGAAAAUGAUGAUAGUGAUCUUCAAACUGAAGGAUUUUAUAACGCGAAUAAAGUAUUCAUAUCAACAAUGUAUGAUAUAGAUAAUGGUAAACCUUUUCAAGAAUCUACAGUACACAGAAUUAUAGAAAAUUUUAGACAUGUUAUCUCUCUGCAUAUUCAGUUACCAGAUACAAGUAAAGAAACUUUGGAAGAACUAAAUAUCCCAUUGUUAGAUGAUAAAUACGAAGAAAAGGAAAAGUCUGUUACUAGUGGUCCACUUAAACUCUUUAAUGAAUCCGAUUGGGAUGUUAAUUUGAAAUGCAAUGAAACUUUAAAAGGUGCACGAACUAAUGAGGAUGCUACUAUACGAAAUAUAAGUCCUCAGUUAGGGGAAGCUGAGGAAUGGAAUACUCCUGAACAAAGUAAUAGUGAAGAUAGCAGCCUUAGUGAUAGUGAUAAAACGUUGGUUGGUGAUGUACCAGAGGGUGUCGAUAUUGCACCGCUAUCCCAUGAUUGCGGUUCAAUAUCGUGGGAUAGCCGUGCAAUAUCGAAUCGUUAUGAUUGCAACGUAGGCGUAAGGCGCAACUAUAAGAUUUCAAAGCGAUUCGAAAUAGAAAACUGGGAUAUUGAUGAUGACUCCGAUUAUUACUUUAGAGCUACACAAUAUACAGAUAGUACUCAACAAAACCUACUUAAAGUAUUAGUGGAUAAAAGAAUGAGAUUGAGCACAUUGAAGAAAGAUUUAGAACCAUUUGUGGGUGUACCUGUGGAGUAUUUUAAAAUUUUUCGUCUAUCGAAUUCUGGUGAAUCAGAAUGCAAUUGUUUGAUGGAACAACUUAGUUCGUACGAGGAUGGUGAGAGACUUAAUGUGAAACUUGGCCGAGCUUUGCGUAAUGGAGAAUUUAAAGUAAAAUUAUAUCAACUAUUAAUCGACUCCACUGAGCCUUACAAAUUUUUAUGUGAAUGGAUUGUCUCGAGAGAUAUGACGGUUGGACAUGCAAAAAAAGAGAUAUUGGCAGAAAUAAAGAGAAAAUAUGAUAUAGAUAUACCAUAUGAAAAAUGCCGACUUAGGAAAAAGUAUUAUAAAACAGCCUCAAAAGUAUUUCUAAACGAACAGAAGUUUGAGGAUCUCCAAUUUCAUUCGCAGUUUGAAAUGAUUGUUCAAGAACUAUCAGAUAAAGAGAUAGUCACAGACACCAAUCAGAUUGUCCUGUUUGUCAGAAGGUGGUUACCAGCAAAAUUGCAAUUGGGACAAUUCCAAGAAAUUGUUAUGAAUAAUAGAACUGUUGAAGAACUAAAAAAGAAACUUUCUUCAAUAUCAGAUAUUCCGGAGGAGCACAUAGAUAUAGCAAAGGGGAAAGGUAGUUUUCCGUGUGACAAUUCUGUGCUUCGAAUCCAAAACGAGCAUGAUUGGAAUGAACAUCACGAUAGCUUAUUUUUUUACAAUUUUGAAGAUGGUGCUGUCUUCUUGUACAGGGACAAUAGAGAAAAACCAAAACAAUUAAAUGCUGACGAGGUAAUGGAGAUCGCUUUUAAGGAAAAUUCACGCUUAACGCCGCUUUCUACUACUUCGAGUUAUAGUCCACGUCGAGAGAGAGCACUUAAAAUAUAUUUGGAUACUGAAUGAUCGUCCAUAGAGAGAGAGCAUCGUUCUCCUAAAAAUGAGUUGCUAAAUAGACAUAUGUGCGAACACAAAACAUUUUCAUAUAAAUUAGUUACAUGUUGGAUAUUUACGAAAUCAAUAUUUCUUCAAAUGUUAAAUGUUUUGUGUUCCAGUGAGUCUUCAGCAUUUCAAAGCUUCCGCGUUCCUAAAGUUUUUGUCUUUUUCUUGAAACUAUUGGAUUUUUGAAAGUGUUUGAAUUCAUGAAUUGUUAUAUAGUAACACAUAAGUCGGAGUCUCGGUAUUUAUACUCAUACCUGAUUUCGAGAUUUUUAGAAUUUAUAUAAAAUGUAAAAUAUGUCCACGAUAUCACUUGGUCUGUUGAAUCAGUUUUCCAUCUCUAGAAUCAAACUAGAAGCAGCACGAUUAAUCAUAAAGUAAAGCUAAUAAUAUAGCGA
Molecule: messenger RNA, 4816 nt
Organism: Atta colombica
Lineage: Eukaryota; Metazoa; Arthropoda; Insecta; Hymenoptera; Formicidae
Gene: Usp47
Product: ubiquitin carboxyl-terminal hydrolase 47
Exons: 18
Coding region: 429-4385 (1318 amino acids)
Biological process (GO): protein deubiquitination
Cellular component (GO): cytosol; nucleus
Molecular function (GO): cysteine-type deubiquitinase activity; cysteine-type endopeptidase activity
Source: RefSeq, a predicted model, not a curated record